This is a messenger RNA of Lolium perenne, 2540 nucleotides long. RefSeq lists its product as uncharacterized. Lineage: Eukaryota; Viridiplantae; Streptophyta; Magnoliopsida; Poales; Poaceae. The record is from RefSeq and is a predicted model, not a curated record. Gene Ontology annotation, biological process: regulation of monopolar cell growth.
CGCCACCGCUUUAAAAUGCGGCCAAAAGCGGGAGCGUUGGCCUCGGCGAGCGAGGCACCCAGAGCGCCGCACCCAAACACACCUUCACUUCCGGAGGAGAACAGAGGAAGAGUGGAGCAGACGAAGCGAGACAGAGGGAGGAAGAAGAAGAUGGUGGCGAUGGGCGCGGAGGACGACGAGCGGCCCGUGCACCAGGGCUGCAUGGCCGGCUUCCUCCACCUCUUCGACCGCCCGCAGAUCCUCUCCGCCAAGCGCCUGCACCACCACCCACGACGCCUCCUCUCCUCCUCCAGUGGGUCGGCCACGCCGUCGGAGAUGUCGAUGCCGCUCGACCGCGGGUCGGAGCGGGCAACGCCGCUCCCGUUGUCGCCGGACAUGACGCCGCCAGCGGCGCCCAGGCCGUCGCUGCAGCUGCCUCCGCUAGACUUGAAGGACAGGAGUGGCGCGGCAGCGUCCUGGAGGCUGCCGCGGCUGUCGCUGGACAGCCGGGCGGUCGUGGACGCCAAGGGGAAGCUCCGGCCGCGGGACAUCAGGACGUCGUCGCCCUCGGGGGCGCCGCCGUCCCCCGGAAUGGGUGGCGACGAGCGGCGGUCUCCCAGCGUCGUGGCGCGGCUCAUGGGUCUCGACGCGCUGCCGCACGGCGCCGGGGACGAGGAGGACGGGCAGCACGCCGCCCGCGGUGGCGAGCUCAGGCGGUCGGCCUCCGAGCGCGUGCCACGCGACCCGGCGCGCUUCCGGUUCGUCGACCCGACCUUCUUCGAGAAGCCGGCGCCACCGGUGCUUCUGCCGCCGCAGAGGCCGUCGUCCCCCGCGACAGAGGUGGCGCUCCGCCGGUCGCCGGAUCCUGCGUACCACAGGGCCGCGCUGCAGAGGCGCAGCAGCCACUUCGACGCGCGCGAGGUGUUCCCCGAGCCGGCGAAGCGCGUGGACCCGAGCGCCGGGCAGGGCGAGAUCGCGCUCUACGGCGAGAUCGAGCGCCGCCUCCGCAAGCGUGGCAUCGCCGAGCCGGCCAGGGAUCUCGAGACGCUCAAGCAAAUCCUUGAGGCCCUCCAGCUCAAAGGCCUGCUCCACCACGCGCCUCCCGCGCCCGUCUCCGUGCGGAACCAUCCGCCGCCAAUCGUCGUCAUGCGACCGAACUCUCGGCCGCCGCAGCCGCCGCUGGCACGGACGUCUCCGACCAGGCGAUUGCGCGUCGAAGUCGACAGUGCCCGCCGCCCGCGUUCGCCCGGCCGCGACGCGUCCCCUGCGAGAAGCCCUGCCUCGCCCGCACGUCGCGGGCCGCAGUCCCCUCAGCGGCGAGUCUCCCCGGCGCAGUCGCCAAAGCAGCAACUGAAGAAGCCGACCAACGCUGAGCUCCCCAGCGUCCGCGCUCGCAUUGCCCGCCGGGCCGCUCAUAAUGCCGCGGCGGCUCUAACUCCGGACGACGACGCAUCGACCACCUUCUCCGACGGCGGCAGCAACAGUACUGUCAGUGCCUCUUCACGAUGGGACUUGGAGCAGCGACCGCGUUUGGAGGACCACGGCCUGCUCGAGCGCUGCGGCAAGCUGCUGAGCAGCAUCCACGCGUUCACCAGCGUCGGCGACGCGGCCGCCGACCAGCAGCCGAGCCCGGUGUCCGUUCUGGACGCGGCGGCCUUCCUCGCCGACGAGGACUCGCCGUCGUCGUCAGGGUCGAAACGGGGAAUGGAUUUCAGAGCCCCCAGUCCUCGGCCAGUGGUGGUGGCGUCCGAUCUGGACGAUGACGAGUGGGUCCCUGAAUCGUGGCUCGUGGGGCCGCAGGCGAGCGACCCAGACUUCGCCUACGUGGCAGAAGUCAUCCGGUUGCUUGACCGGAUGAAGGAGCCGGAUGACGUCUACAGGACGAUCGAGAAGAGGCGCCAGCGUGGCGAGGACACGUGGCAGCACCGGCGGCUGCUCUGCGGCGUCGCGGCGGAAGCAUUCGGGCGGUGGCGGUGCGCCCACCCGUCCGAGCCCGUCGCGUGGCUCCGCGGCGAGGAGCUCCUGCGGCACGUGUGGGCGGAGGUGCAGCGCGCCCGGGAGCCCGUUGCGCCGGCUGCCGACGACCUGAACGACCUCACCUGCGGCGUCAUAUUGCGCGACCUGGCCGCCGACCGCCGGUGGUCGCCCAGCGCCGAGGCGGCGGAGACAGUGUUGCAGAUCGAGCGGCUGCUGUUCAAGGACCUCGUGGCCGACACCAUCCGCGAGCUUGCCGACGUUGACCGCCUCCGCCUGCCACGCCGGAAGCUGGUGUUCUGAUUGAUCUUCGCCACUCCCAUGCCUAAAACAGGAUCGGAGCGGGGUAGAAUGCUGAGAGUAGCGUAGAGUUAUUAACAGAGAAAAUAAUGGAGCUUUUCAUCUUCUUCCUCUUGUACUUUUUUCUUUUAUUAUCGAAAGGGCGAGUGCCACUAUGUAAAAUUAUUACUACUGUUCUUAGGGGGUGUAGCGGACGUCAAUUACGACGAUGGGACGGUGCGUUUUUAAGCCCUCCCAAUGAAUAUGUAUGAAUGAACGAAUGAAUGAAAAAUUUGAGUGUGUUUCCA